Molecule: messenger RNA, 1635 nt
Organism: Thalassophryne amazonica
Lineage: Eukaryota; Metazoa; Chordata; Actinopteri; Batrachoidiformes; Batrachoididae
Gene: galk2
Product: galactokinase 2
Exons: 10
Coding region: 118-1488 (456 amino acids)
Biological process (GO): galactose metabolic process; carbohydrate phosphorylation
Cellular component (GO): cytoplasm; cytosol
Molecular function (GO): ATP binding; galactokinase activity
Source: RefSeq, a predicted model, not a curated record
GAUGCGCUUCUGACCAUCAUCUGAUUCGAACAGGAUAUGCAAAUGAAACCUUUGGGCGAGAGAGGCUUUGAGAGAGGCAGGGGUGUUUUUGAGGGGCUUGUUUGAAUCCGGCAAAAAAUGGCCACAAACCCACCAAAAUUAAAGUGUACUGCUGAUGGAAGGCUGCAAAACUUGAAAACUUCAUUUGAAACAAAGUUUGGAGAGUCUCCUUUGUUCUAUGCGUGUGCACCUGGACGGGUAAAUCUAAUAGGUGAGCAUAUUGAUUACUGUGGCUAUUCUGUCCUUCCAAUGGCUAUUGAGCAGAACAUCCUUGCAGCCGUCUCAGUGAACCAAUCAGGGGUGAUCCAGUUGGCCAACAUAAAUCCACAAUACGAGGAUUUCGCACUUCCUUGUUUACAGGACAUUGUCAUAGACAAAGACAAUCCGAUGUGGUAUUAUUAUUUUCUCUGUGGGGUUAAAGGUAUCCAGGAGAAGUUUGGGAUUUCUCACUUGGCUGGGAUGUCCUGUCUCAUUGAUGGAACCAUUCCUCCGAGCUCUGGUCUUUCAAGUUCUAGUGCUUUAGUUUGUUGUGCUGGACUCGUAACAAUGGAGGCAAAUAAGAAGUCACUCUCUAAGGUGGCACUGGCUGAGAUAUGCGCAAAAUGUGAGCACUACAUCGGUACAGAAGGAGGCGGCAUGGAUCAGUCCAUCUCAUUCUUGGCAGAGAGGGGAACUGCUAAACUGAUCGAAUUCCAGCCUCUGCGGGCUACUGAUGUUAAACUCCCAGACGGGGCUGUUUUUGUGAUCUCCAACUGCUGUGUGGAGAUGAACAAAGCUGCAUCUUCACAUUACAACAUUCGUGUGGUGGAGUGUCGAAUUGCCACAAAGAUCCUGGCCAAGGCACGGGGUCUGGACCCGAGCACAUUAUCCAAGCUGGUCCAUGUUCAAACGGAGCUGCAGGCUUCCCUGGAGGAGAUGUUGGCUCUCGUGGAGGAGAAGUUGCAUCUUGAGCCCUACAGUCGAGAGGAGAUCUGCAAAAUCCUGGGCAUCAGCUCAGAGAAGUUUUCUACAGAUCUGCUGAGCUCCAACACUCAGCACUUGAUGCACUUUAAGCUGUACCAACGAGCCAAACACGUCUAUGGUGAAGCUGCGCGGGUGUUGCAGUUUAAAAAGGUCUGUGAUUCAGAACCUGCUGAUUCCGUACAGUUGCUGGGAGACCUGAUGAACCAGAGCCACGCAAGCUGCAGAGAUCUGUACAAGUGCAGCUGCACUGAACUGGACCAGCUGGUGGACAUUUGUCUGAGGUCUGGGGCUGUUGGGUCCCGGCUGACGGGAGCAGGUUGGGGCGGAUGUGCUGUUUCUAUGGUUCCCAGUGACAGGGUGGAAUUUUUCCUACAAGCAGUGAGAGAGGCCUUCUACCAUCCUGAUUCACGCAGGGCAGCAAUUGAAAAGCAAAGUUUAUUUGUGACAAAGCCGGGUGGAGGAGCUACAGUGUUUGUUGAGGGUUGAAAUGCAUUGUCCACAGCAGUUAACAGCACUGUGACCCAAAUUGAAUGCAACCUGAUAUCCAACUGAUUUUCAACAUUAUUCUCAAAAAAAAAAAAAAAAAAAAGUGGAGGGGGCAAAAAUUAAUGGAAUGUUCUUUGUGUUUUUAAA